AGGUCUGAGUUCUGGUGCAAGCCCCGACGAUAUGGCCGCGACAACAACCGAGGCCGUGAUAUCAGCGCCGCCAGCGCCUCCCACUUGUAGCUGGACGGACCACAGCACUGGACCGUGCAAGUUGGUCGUCAUUAACCAUCGGGGAAGCCCGGUUCAGCUGGUGUGGCUGUCGUACGACGGCGCGGAACAGGUGUACAAUGUGCUGGAGAGCGGCGCGGAGACGCACCAGGACACGUACUCGACCCACGUGUGGGAGCUCAAGGAUGAGGAUGGCAAGCGGCUGGUACAGUACGCAGGUCCGUCUGCAAAGCUGUACGUGACAUCUGCCGGAGUUACCAUUGUGGGCACCCCACCACCGCCUCCUGCAGAUGCGCCCGGGCCUUCCGGCUCGGGUGCUGCCGGCUCCAGCUGAAAGUGAUGAUGGUGGAAUGGUGCAGCAACUACUUGGCACGGCGCCACGGAAUGGGGUGUGCCGGUAUUACCGGUAUGUGCCAGGAAGCAUUAAACUACGGUGGCAGUCCCGCCGGGUACGGUAUCCCGGGCAAUGUCCUGCACACCGUCUAUGAAUGCGACUUUACAGGGAGGGACAGCCCGCGACCCAAGUACUGAACUGCUUUUGAAACGCGGUGGUGUAUGGUGUACCCCAUGGGUGUACCCCGUGGGUGCACACGCUGUAUCCUGAGUGGCGAGGCGGGAGCAGCGUGCGUCAAGUUGGAUGCGGGGUCUGGGGGAAGGCAAGCACAGUAUGAUGGGCACCAUCCUGCGGCGUUAGUUAUGCGUGGUCUGUGCCUUGACGUGUGAGCACUCGGCGCUCCGUGUGUGAGGGAGCCCAGGAUGGCAAAUCAUCUGCGGUGCUUACCUUGACCCCUCCUCAGGAGGCAGGAGGCAGCAGGGGAGGCAGCGUGAUGUGUUAUGAGGGCCGGGCUGCAUCCGGGGGCAAGUGCUGAGGGCAGGCGCCAAACGGAUGAUGCUAAGCGUUUGGGCAAUGCAUGCAUGGCAAGCACGCGUCAUUCUGGGACCUCCCUUGUCACACGGGCUUGGGCCCGAGAGUACAGCUCGUCCCGGGGAGCACAAUCAGACCAAGAAGGGGCCUCGAUGAAGGCAAAACUGUCACCAUCCAGGAUCGAACUGGAGACCUCUCGCGUUCCCACGGUUGUGAGGCGAAUGUGAUAACCAACUACACCAUGGUGACUCAGGUGAUGUCUA
Molecule: messenger RNA, 1206 nt
Organism: Chlamydomonas reinhardtii
Lineage: Eukaryota; Viridiplantae; Chlorophyta; Chlorophyceae; Chlamydomonadales; Chlamydomonadaceae
Exons: 4
Coding region: 32-412 (126 amino acids)
Source: RefSeq, a predicted model, not a curated record